This is a messenger RNA of Peniophora sp. CBMAI 1063, 1098 nucleotides long. NCBI's taxonomy places the organism in Eukaryota, Fungi, Basidiomycota, Agaricomycetes, Russulales, Peniophoraceae. The record is from the annotation of a GenBank genome assembly.
AUGGCUACGAACGAGACAUGCGACGCUCGCUUGGAAAACGUCUACCUUGUCCUCAUGGACAUCGCCAACUAUAGCGCGUUUCCUCUCCUCCUGGAGACCGCACUCAUCGCCAUCUUCACGGUCAUGAUGCUGUACUUCGUCUUCCAGCGCUGGCGGUCUCAUUCGCGGAUACUCAGCUGGAGUCUUGCACUCUCGCUGUGUCUAUACAUAUUGACAGUGAUAUGUUGGGCCGGCGACGUCUGGAACCUUUGGGCGGAGCUGUACCUGGCGCUACCGGCCAAGCUCGUACCAGCGCGCGCGAGCGCUAACGAGGUCGCGUACGCGCGAGCGAUCGACGCCAUACAGAACAUACAGAACCUUCUAACUCCCAUCGUGAUGAUAAUCAGUGAUAUGAUCACGAUGUGGAGAGUCUAUGUCAUCUACGGUCGUGCGCGCUGGAUCCUGGCGCUGCUCGUCUUCGUCGGCAUGGCGGAAACCGCGUUGUCCAUUUACGCGAUCUACCUUACCAGCUUUAAGGGUGACCUGGGCACGGAUAUAGCUCCUGCCAAUGAAGGUAUCGCACAGAUCGUCGAGCUUACUACCUUCGUGGGCACUGCUGCAUGCCAGGUACUGGCUGCGGGAAUGAUAAGCUACAAAGCAUGGCUACAUCGUAGAAGUGUCAAGCAGUAUGCCGGGGUCUCGGGUUCUCGCCGCAGCAUAUCUAUGAUGCUUCUCGUCGUGGAGUCCGGACUCCUUUAUGCCGCUCUCUGGGUCUAUCAUGCAAUCAUAUAUGCCGAAUUCAUCCAUUCCUGGGCCGAGACGGCCUUCUACUGGGCUGGCUAUUUCAUUCCCACCAUCUCCGGAAUGUACCCAACGCUUGUGAUCAUGCUUGUAGCGUUGCAGGGCUCAUUGGUGGAACGUAGCGUGGAACGCGCGUCAGCCUCUGAUGCGGUGGUAUUCGCCGUGCCUGUCACAAUGUCCACGGCCGGCGAAGCACAUACCCCGAACUCUCAACUCGACGGCUCGCUCUAUUCUCAACGCGAUGAUGAGAAGACACAUCAUGUAGUUCGCGCUAGUACGGAGCGAGUCAUCCGUACGGCGCAGGCGUAUGCAGUAUGA